AUGGAAGUCUUUUGUCGAAACGUACCUGGCCAACUCAAGCCACGACACUUGAAGCGGGAGCUGAGACCCAUUCUAGCUGAGCUUGACAUCGUCUCAUUCGAGUGUCGAGUACACGCGACCGGCCAUGCCACCAUCACCAUUGCAGAUAUCACAAAGGCGCGUCUACUACUUGCCAGAUAUCCUCGCGUGCAAAAGGGCCAGCGAGUCCCGGAGAGGCAACGACUGAAGAUUCGUGGCACAGUCAUCUUCAUUGAAGAAGGCCGGAACCAACCGGACCCGCUUCUCAUAUCAUCGCUUUUGGACGAAGAAGUACAACGCCGUAGUCAACCACGUCGACCAAUUGUCAACAACAAUGUUGACUCUGGAGGGCCUAGGAAGUUUCCUAUUUUCACAUUGUCUUGUGGGACUUUUGACUUUAGAGGCACCGAGCCGGUCUUUAUUGACCAAUUCACGUUGUUAGGGACGGGAACAAUUCACUUUGGUUCGAACAAAUUGACAAUCACUCUAGCUCAUCCCGAGGAUGGUCAGAAGAACUUCAAGAUUGAAUCUGAAUACUGGUCGAUAUACGAUGCACUUUAUGUGAGCAACCAGGGAUGCCCGACAGUAACCUUUGGAUGUAACUAUGCCCCCCGUUUAUUCGAAGCACCCGUCAAGAGCACACAACAGGCGACACUGGCUGCUUUCAUGAGAGACCGGCGUAUGCCGCCUCCACGCGAGGAGAAGAAGACAAGAAUCGGCUUCCUCAACCCAUCUCACAAAUAUGUUGUCUCCUCUUGUUUCGUGUAUCGUGUUACCUUGAUCAACGAACACGAUUUCUCCAGUGUUUUGCGUCUUUCACACAAUCAAAAUAUGCCUGAGCUAGUGAAAUGGCGUGAGCUGAGAUUUCCUGCAGGUGUUUCUUUUACUACUCAAUUGAUCGCCUUUUUUAAGGUACUCAGCAUGUGGAACUUCCCAUUUGCCGUUCAGUUUCAACUUCAAAUGUUAGUAUCCAACGGAGAGUUACCGCCGGAGAAAGUGACGACUCUUUUCCCUUAUGUGAACACGCUUCUCGCCAGAAAGAGACCUUUGGUGGCCGCCAAGAUCAUAAAGGGGCUUCCUAGAAGGCUACAUCACCCUGAUCCUCAUGCUGAUAGCGCUGACGUGAGUCUGGACACCAUCAUAGAUACACUUGAGAAGAUUGAAGAGAUGCAAGCACUUGAGUAUCUGCAGCCCGGGCAACCGGGAUACUUACACUACAAUCAAAUGGAGAUACACAGGCUCAGCGUCACCCCUACAGGCCUCUAUCUCGACGGCCCCAAUGUCGAAGCCGAGAACCGUGUCCUCAGAAAAUAUCGCAACCAAAGCGAUCAAUUCAUACGAGUUCGAUUCAUUGAGGAGUCGGGGGACCCCCUGAUGUAUGAUAUUAGCUCGAACCUGGACCCUAUAUUUGACCGUUUCCGCGAGGUCCUGAGAGAUGGGGUCAUCAUUGCUGACCGGCAUUAUCGAUUCCUGGGGUUCUCUCAUUCCUCAUUGAGAUCGCGUAGUUGUUGGUUCAUGGCGGAAUUUCACGAUUCCGUUACUGGGGAGUUCAUCACCGUGAACAAAUUGAUCUCGAAACUGGGAGAUUUUGAUCACAUCAAAGCUCCCUCAAAGUUUGCGGCACGUCUGGGUCAAACCUUCUCAGAUACGUUGACGUCCAUCUCCGUUGACAAGGAUAUGGUCAAGAGGAUUGACGAUGUGGAGCGGAAUGGGAGGGUUUUUAGUGAUGGCUGUGGUACGAUCUCGAAGGAGAUUUUAUGGAGGAUUUAUCGUGACUAUCCACGUAAUGCUGCGGUUCGUCCAACGGUGUUUCAAGUACGAAUUUCUGGUGCCAAAGGGAUGCUCUCCUUGGAUCCCACACUAAAGGGUCCCACGAUUUGCUUGCGGGAUUCAAUGAUCAAAUUCCGCGCCGAAGCAGAUAAUAACAUCGAGAUUUGUGGUUCUGGAAUUCACAGCUUGCCUUGCUACUUGAAUGCACCGUUGAUCAAAAUUCUCGAGGAUCUUGGAGUGCCGCGUGACCUGUUUCUUGAACUACAAAGAGAAGAGGUGGAAUCUCUCCGCCAAACAGUACGCUCACCACAGCACGCGGCCGUCUUUCUAGACCAGGCGCAUAUUUCAAAAUCGACUAGACUAUCUUGGUUAAUCACUCUUCUGCAAUCAAUGGGAGUUAAUUACAAUCAAGACGGCUUCCUAAAGAGAGCAGUCGAGCUAGUGAUUCUCAUGAAGUUGAGGGAUCUGAAAUACAAAGCCAGGAUUCUCGUUCCUGAUGGAGUCACAUUGUAUGGUAUCAUGGAUGAGACCGGGUACCUGAAAGAAGGAGAGAUAUUCGUUCCAAUUCUCAACGAAGAGACUAAACGAAGAGAUAUCCUUGUUCAGGAUGAUGUGCUCAUCACGCGGUCUCCCGCCUUUCAUCCUGGUGAUGUCCAAUUAGCAAAUGCUGUUAACGUACCAGAAGACUCCCCAUUACGCAAGUUACACAAUUGUGUAGUGUUCAGUCAGAAAGGUACUAGGGACCUCCCCAGUCAGCUCAGCGGUGGAGAUCUAGAUGGUGAUAUAUUCAACAUUAUCUACGAUCCACGUUUCCGACUGCGGCGACUGGCCAAACCAGCUGAUUAUCCUCGGGUUCCUGGCACGGAGUUGGGUAGACCCGUACAAAUCGACGAUAUCCAGGACUUCUUCGUCACAUUUAUGCAACAAGAUCAACUGGGCCGUAUAGCGACUACACACAAGAUUCUCGCGGAUCAGCAGGUGAAGGGCACCUUCGAUCCAAAUUGCCUGACUCUGGCCCAAUUACACUCGACCGCUGUCGAUUUCUCAAAGACAGGGACGCCAGUCGAUAUCAAAAUGAUACCCAGGUACCCUCCCUACCGUCCAGAUUUCAUGGCUCCAGGACCACGUGUACGGGUAGCCGAGAGUAUAGAAGUUCUUGACAACGGUGACGAGUACAUUUGGAACGACGAUUCCGAGAGCGUUAUUGACGAUGACGACGAUGUCCGUCCACCAAUGCGCUACUACAAAAGUCGGCGUGUGUUGGGUGCGUUGUAUCGAAUGAUCAACGAGAGGGACUUUGUCAACGGACUCGAAUGGGAUUCCUUGAAUCGACAGACACAGACGAAAUCUGUAAAUGUUCUUGCUUCCGUGUGGGAGUAUGUCGAACGUGAGACAGCUGGAUUUUUGUGGGAUCAUUGUGUGAAGGAUGCUCACUAUAUUCGAGAUGUCUAUGAAGACAGUAUCCAAGACCUCAUGUAUCAGUACUCAGACGCCCCAUGGAAGUCUUCACUGACUGAAGUCGAAGUUUUUAUUGGCAACAUCAUGGGUCAAAAUCACAAGCAAACCGCCUACCAGAAAGAGUCAUCCAGGGCAAUGCGUGAUGCCUACGAUGACCUCGUCAAAUGGACCAUGUCAUUGAUAACCGGCCGCGGAACUGACGAUGAAAGAGAAUCUCUUGAACGCUCUAUUGCAUGUCUCUGGAUAGCCUUGGAGGAUACACGACAAAAGAAGUCCUCGUUACUGCCAAAUCAAAAGAAGCUGAGUAGUUAUGGAUGGAUUGCGGCCGUGGCUUGUUUGCAUGAAAUUGAUAAGUUGCAGAGAAAUGCACCUUUUUAG
This is a messenger RNA of Talaromyces marneffei, 3624 nucleotides long. RefSeq lists its product as uncharacterized. The transcript has 4 exons. The record is from RefSeq and is a predicted model, not a curated record. Lineage: Eukaryota; Fungi; Ascomycota; Eurotiomycetes; Eurotiales; Trichocomaceae. Gene Ontology annotation, biological process: siRNA processing. Gene Ontology annotation, cellular component: nuclear RNA-directed RNA polymerase complex. Gene Ontology annotation, molecular function: RNA-directed RNA polymerase activity. Bases 1 to 3624 code for a protein of 1207 amino acids.